CAGGAUGGUGUAUGAAAAGUAUUAGUGAUCCGUUUUCAAUAUCCAGAAAGAAUUGACCUUGGAUGUAAUAUGUGAACAGAACCGACCUAAAAAUAUGGUAUCACUGUUCAAACACGUAAAAAUUCGGGGAUUUGGGAUGGGUUUUGGAGCAUGGUUGGAGGUGAUUCUUUUCUCAAUUUUUCGUGUUACCGUUGGAGAUGCCCUCACCGCCGACUCAGCCUGACGCCUCAUACCCGCGGCCUCGCAUCUGCAGUCAGCUCCUCGCCUUCUGCCCACCAACUGCUUGAAAGAUUGCUCCAAUUGAUAGAUUCCUGUUUCCUUUCUUUCUCACUCACCCCUCUCUCUUUCAUUAUUAUUGUCACCAUCCCUUCUCCCCAUUUCCCCUAAAUUCAACUAAGCAAUCCCAACCCCAUUCUUCCCUAUCAAGAUUGGAUUUUUUUCUCAACCCGAGCUGAUUUUUGGAAAAUGCUAGGAGUAGGAUGAGGAGGAAGUAAUGAUAAUCCAAUGUUUCCUGGUUAUGUGGAGGAAAAUCGUGCCCAAUGCAAUAACAAUACAUUGCCUCAACUGCAGCUUUUUGCAAAUGGAGAGUGGUUUUUUUGUCCUUGGAUGGAUUGUGAUCGAAAUGUGGUUCUUUUGUGUAUGUUUGUUUUCUCUUCGAUAUAGUUUGUUUGAAUUUUAAUGGGUAUUGAAAAAAGAAAUGAAAAGCCAUAUGCAAUCACUUGUUUCGCAGCUGACAAAGCCAACUCAAACCCUCUCCACAACCCGAAUCCUGCACGCCUUGAUCAUCAAGCACAGACUCACCUUCGACCCUUUUUACGCCACCAAGAUUCAGCGCUUCUACGCCAUCAACAACGACUUACUCUCUGCACGCAAACUUUUCGAAACAAGUCCCCAACGAAGCGUCUACCUUUGGAACUCCAUCAUCCGCGCCCACGCUCAGUCCCACCACUUCUCCCACACAUUUCGUCUCUUCAAACGCAUGCUAACCUCCGAGACUCCACCUGAUAACUUCACUUUCGCGUGCCUCGCCCGUGCUUGCUCGGAUAAGCUCGACAUCUCAGCCUUGAGAGCUGUCCAUGGGAAACUGAUUGCUUAUGGCUUAGGAGAUAAUUUUAUCUGCACUAGUGCGCUUGUGAGCUCUUACUCGAGGAUGGGAAUAGCUGAGGAAGCGAGCUUUUUGUUUAGUGGGAUCGAUGGAGAGCCUGAUUUGGUGCUUUGCAAUGCAAUGGUUUCUUGCUAUGGGAGGUGUGGAGAUUGGAUUAAAGGAGUGGUUUUGUUUAACUCAAUGAUGGCGAUGGGAAUACAGCCGGAUGGAUACACGGUGGUGGGAUUGAUCACUGGGUUGAAAAGCUUUAGUUUGGUGAAUGUGGGAGAAAUGGUUCAUUCAUUUUGUGUUAAGUGUGGUUUGGAUUUGAGUGAUCAUGUGGGGAGUGCCCUUGUUGGUAUGUACUCGAGAUGUGGGAGUGUAGAGCUAGCUUGUAAAGUGUUGGAAAAUAUAGUUUUACCGGAUGUAGUCUCGUGGUCAGCACUGAUUGCUGGCUUCUCCCAGAGUGGAGAUCAUGCUAAGGCAUUGAUGCUUUUUAGGGAGUUUGUUAUGUCUGGAUGCAAGUCGGAUCCGCCUCUGCUUGCUACUGCUUUGGCAGCUAUUGCUCAGACGGCCGUUGUGGGGCCGGGGUGUGAGGUUCAUGGCUAUGCUGUGAGGCAUGGAAUCGAUAAGUGUGUUGGAGUUUCCUCUGCUCUUGUUGACAUGUAUGCAAAAUGUGGAUUCUUGGAGAUGGGGAUUAGGGUUUUCGAGAGGAUUCCUAAACGGAACAUUGUGUCAUUUAAUACUGUGAUUUUGGGGCUUGGUUUGUAUGGGCGGAGUGGUGAAGCACUGAGGAUGUUUGACGAGGUUCUUGAGCAGGGGAUGAGACCGGAUGAGACGACCCUUACUGGCAUUCUCUGUGCGUGCUGUCACUCUGGAUUAGUCGAGGAAGGGAUUGGUUAUGUCAAACUUUUGAGAGAGAGAUUUGGUGUUGAAGUGAGAACUGAGCAUUAUGUUUACAUAGUUAAGCUUCUUGGGAUGGGUGGGAGGUUAGGGGAGGCUUAUAAUCUCGUUAUGUUAUUGACACAACCCGUGGAUUCCGGUGUGUGGGGUGCUCUUUUGUCGUGCUGUGAGCACUAUAAGAACUACGAGGUGCAUGAGGCCAUUACUAAGCAUUUUUCAAAGAAUGAGAGCAUAAGCAGUGGUGACAGUGUAAUGCUCUCUAAUUCGUUUGCUCACGUUGGGAGGUGGGAAUGUGUGGAGCAGCUGAGGGUUGAUGGGGCCAGAGCCAAAGGGAAGUUGCCUGGGUGCAGCUGGAUUGCUUCGUAGAUCAACCAAGUGGCGAAGCAAAGCUCGUUGAAAUCCCCUCCAUGGCUCACUAGAUAAAGGUGUGGAGUUAGAGAUGAGUCUGGAGUGAAGAAUGUGUCUCUAGGGAGGGAAUGCUAGACCUUCCUUGAGGAAGCCGCAUGACAGCGGUUCGCCUUUGUCGAGGCCCAAUGGUCUAUCUCUAUGCUUCCUCCUACUGUGGUAAAGGCAAACUGUUGUGACUAUGGCAAAGAUUGCAGUUGGUUAAUAGACAAGCAUAAUACUAGGGAUGUCAAUCGGGUUAGUCCACCAGGUUACACUGUGAGCAACUUAUUGUAAAUACGCUCUCACUUGGAACUUUGUUUGCUAAGCUUGUGGUUUGACCCAGUCUUGAGUAAAUGGAAUUAUUAAUAGCAUAUUAUUUCUGCCA
Molecule: messenger RNA, 2759 nt
Organism: Salvia hispanica
Lineage: Eukaryota; Viridiplantae; Streptophyta; Magnoliopsida; Lamiales; Lamiaceae
Product: Tetratricopeptide repeat (TPR)-like superfamily protein
Biological process (GO): RNA modification
Molecular function (GO): RNA binding; protein binding
Source: RefSeq, a predicted model, not a curated record